AGAGAAUUUCUUAUUGACAUUUUUGAACACGUGAGACGUGAAUUAAAUUUUUUUAUCCUAAACAAUUAUAAUUUAUAAAAUAUUAUCGAUACAUUCAUUUUUGUAUGAAUUAUUGUCAAGAUGAGAGUAAAAACGUUGACACGAAAUCCUGAUGAUUAUUUAAGAGAAACAAAACGAGAUUUACAUAAACAACCCAGAAAUUAUGACCCAGCAUUGCAUCCCUAUGAAGCUGCUCGAGAAUACACACGUGCAUUGAAUGCCACAAAAUUAGACCGAGUAUUUGCAAAACCUUUUGUAGGGAAUUUAGAAGGACAUAAAGAUGGUAUAUCAAGUGUAUGUAAACAUCCAAAAUAUUUAUCAGUAUUUUUAAGCGGAGCAUGUGAUGGCGAAGUAAAAAUAUGGAACUUACCAACACGAUCAUGUCAAAGAACAGUUCUAGCUCACGAUGGUAUUGUCAGAGGAAUUACAUUCACUAAUGAUAAACAACAUUUCAUAACUGUUGGUGAUGAUAAAACUAUUAAAACAUGGAAGUACGAUAAAUCUGAAGACACGGAAACUGAUGUACCAGUGAACACAAUUUUUAGCAGAAAAAUUAUAACAGGAAUUACUCAUCAUCGUAAUAAACCACUGUAUGCAACUUGCGGAGACGUGUGUCAAUUAUGGGAAGAAACAAGAAAUGAACCAGUAAAAUCAUUUCAAUGGGGAGUUGAUGGAUUAUUAGACGUCAAAUUCAAUUUGGUUCAAACAAAUCUUCUUGCUGCCUGUUCGAGUGAUCGUAGUAUUAUUUUAUACGACACACGAGAUGUAGGACCCAUGAGAAAAGUUGUUAUGAAAUUAAAAACUAAUCAACUUGCUUGGAAUCCUAUGGAAGCUUUCACAUUUACUUGUGCCAAUGAAGACUACAACUUGUAUACAUUCGACACGCGUCAUUUAAAGUCACCAAUAAAUGUACAUAUGGACCAUACUAGUGCCGUUGAUACAGUUGAUUAUUCACCAACGGGUAGAGAAUUUGUGUCAGGUAGUCACGAUAAAUCAAUACGUAUAUACGAAGUUAAUAAAGGACAUGCACGAGAAAUUUAUCAUACAAAACGGAUGCAAAAAUUGAAAUGUGUCUCCUGGUCUCUUGACAAUAAAUAUAUUAUAAGUGGUAGUGAUGAAACUAAUAUUCGUGUAUGGAAAGCUCGAUCAUCGGAAAAAUUGGGAGUUCUGAAACCCAGAGAAAAAAUCGCUUUGAAUUAUAGUUCUGCAUUGAUGAAUAAAUUUGCUGCUCAUCCACAAAUACGCAGAAUAGCACGUCAUCGACAAAUACCUAAACAUAUUUAUAAUGCUCAAGCAGAGUUACGAACGAUUCGUGAAAAGGAGAAAAAAAAAGAAUCAAAUCGUCGUGCCCAUUCACGUCCUGGUGCUGUUCCAUUUUCAUCAGAGAGAGCAAAACAUGUCAUUCGAGAAGAGGCAUAAAUUUAUUUUUAAAAACUAUUCGUAUGUUUUUUUUUUAUAAAUUAAUUUUAAUAAAUAAUUUUAUAAUACAA
This is a messenger RNA of Microplitis mediator, 1529 nucleotides long. RefSeq names its product DDB1- and CUL4-associated factor 13. The record is from RefSeq and is a predicted model, not a curated record. The transcript is spliced from 6 exons. The coding region runs from base 121 to 1458 and encodes 445 amino acids. Gene Ontology annotation, cellular component: nucleolus; small-subunit processome. Gene Ontology annotation, biological process: maturation of SSU-rRNA from tricistronic rRNA transcript (SSU-rRNA, 5.8S rRNA, LSU-rRNA). Gene Ontology annotation, molecular function: protein binding. Lineage: Eukaryota; Metazoa; Arthropoda; Insecta; Hymenoptera; Braconidae.